Thamnophis elegans (Western terrestrial garter snake) is the source of this 1015-nucleotide messenger RNA. RefSeq names its product EBP cholestenol delta-isomerase (gene EBP). Lineage: Eukaryota; Metazoa; Chordata; Lepidosauria; Squamata; Natricidae. Bases 193 to 879 code for a protein of 228 amino acids. Gene Ontology annotation, molecular function: steroid Delta-isomerase activity; C-8 sterol isomerase activity; cholestenol delta-isomerase activity. The record is from RefSeq and is a predicted model, not a curated record. Gene Ontology annotation, biological process: cholesterol biosynthetic process. Gene Ontology annotation, cellular component: membrane; endoplasmic reticulum. The transcript has 5 exons.
ACGCUGAUUGGCCGGUUUAUCUGUCUGUUUCCAUGCCCGGCUGAGCGUGGUACGGGAUAUAUUGGUAGCAAUUAGGAAACAGGUGAGAAGCAUUUGGUGCAGAAGUUUUGCGAGAUACGUUGGGUGGAUCCUUUUUUCCCAGAAGAGGCCCUUGCGUUUUUCCCUGGCUCAACUCACAUUUUCUCAACCACUAUGGAAACAAAACCCGUUGUCAAUCACCCAUACUGGCCUCGGAAUUUGGAAAUCCCAAAUUACGUCCCAAAUGACCAACCCGUAUGGCAGAGCUUGACAUUCGUAUUCCUUCCUUCAGGAAUCCUCUUGAUACUGACUUGGUUUGUAGCAGGCUGGCGGAGCAAGACCUGGGGCCCUUUUGGAACUUGGCGCACCUUGGGCAUUUGCUGGUUUGCCAUCAAUGUUUUUAUUCAUGGUGUCAUUGAAGGCUGGUUUAUGCUUUACCACAUGGAAAUCCCAGGGGAUCGAUCUUUUCUCUCACAACUCUGGAAGGAAUAUUGCAAAGGUGACAGCAGAUAUAUAAUAGCGGAUAAUACCAUAGUUUGGGUGGAAACCACCACUGCUAUUUUUUUGACUCCCCUCAGUCUUUGGACUGUAAUUGCAUUUCUUUCACGCCAGUCCCAUCGAUAUGUACUACAGCUAAUAGUGUCAAUAGGUCAGCUAUAUGGAGACAUUAUAUACUUCGGCACUGAAUACAGUGAUGGCUUUCGCCAUAGUGAGAUAUGGCACCCUGUCUAUUUCUGGUUUUACUUCGUCUUCCUGAAUAGUCUGUGGACUAUUAUUCCCACUAUUCUCAUCUGGGAUGCCUGGAAGCAUCUCAGUGCUUGCCAGAGUGUAAUGGAUGCUAACAAGGUCAAGAAACAUUGAUGUCUUGCACAGGAGGUCAUUCUGGAUGGUACUUUCAGCCAUUCAGAGGUUGAUCUUGUACUCUUCCUCUUUUCAGUUGUUAUAUUGCAUUGAUGGACAAACACUAUCAUUGAUGGUGGUCAUUCUCUUCCCUUUC